Molecule: messenger RNA, 9498 nt
Organism: Penaeus vannamei (Pacific white shrimp)
Lineage: Eukaryota; Metazoa; Arthropoda; Malacostraca; Decapoda; Penaeidae
Source: RefSeq, a predicted model, not a curated record
CGACGUCACUCCAAUUCGAACAGCGCGAGCAAGAGAGAGACGGAGAGGAAGCUGUCACAUUUUUCUUUACAGGUUGGAAUGAGAGGAAGGUGAGGCGACCAUGAGUUGGUUUGGGUCAGCCUCGGAGUGGAAGCAAGGCCUGACCUCCUCGGCCCUUAGCAAGGUCGAGGAGCUGGAGAAUCAGGUGGAUCGAAUGAAGCGUGAAAGGACACAGAAACAGAACCAGAUAGACACACUCCAGCAAGCACUUGACAAACAGAAAAGAGUGAAUGAGGACAAGGGCAAGGAGAAGCAGCGUCUGGAGAAAGAGAUCGAGCAGCUGGCCAGGAGCUGCGAGGGUCUCCAGCAGCAGUUGCAGAAGGGCCAGCAUGACCACAUCACCUCCAACAUCGCCCUUCACCUCCCCAGGCAGACCAGCGGGGGGUUGUCGGAGUCCUCUGGCCAGUCGAGCGAAGAAGUUGAAGCCCUGAAAAGGAAAAUUGAAGAGUUGGAGUGUGAAAAUAGGGAUUUACAAUAUAGAAGGGCUGAGCGUGAAAGUGGAGUGGGUCUCAACAUCUCCUCCUCCUCUUCCUCUUCUGGGAAUGCGGACGAGGAGAAGGACUUCUGGAGUGGCUUUGGGGAACAGAACAAGCGUGGCCAUUCAUCUGUCAGCAAGACCCCCAUGAAGAAGGCCAUCGAGACGAGCGACGAGAACCCCUUCAAGGCUCCCUAUGUCACGCCUCACAAGAAAGGCUCAGGCCUUGCAAUGAGUGACGGUAAUCCAUUCAAAACACCCCGCAAACAACUGUCAAUGUCGUCAUUACCUGUGGCAUCUCAGUCCAACGCUGCUGGUGAUGAGUACACUAAGCAACUUGAGAAGAUGGUCGAUCAGUACAAAAAGGAUUUUGAAGAUCUUCGAGCCAAUUCUUCCUCCAGCACAGUCGACACCACAAAGUAUCAGACAGAGAUCGCAGCUCUAAAAACUGCCCUGGACAAAGCCAAGUCAGAAAAUAGUAGUCUUGAGAAGACGAUUGCAAGCCUCAAUGAACAAGUGGCGUCCUUCAAGUCCAGUAAGGAUGAACUGAAUGAAAAGCUUCAGAAAGCAGAAAACCAGCUGCGCACAGUCAGGAGUGAGAUGGACUGUCAGAGGCACAACAGUGAAGCGACACGCAAAAACCUCGAAGAGAAAGCCAAAGAAAGGGAGAGAGAGUUGAACUCUGACAUCACACGCAUGCAGGCAGAUAUGGCAGGCUUGGAACGGCAAGUAAAGGACCUGCAGACCAAGCUACAACAGCAGGAGACCCACGCCCGUAAUAAUGAAAACGCCCUGAAAGCCUCCCUGGACAAGGCCACUUCACAGGUUGCAACCCUGGAGAAGGAUCGUAAUACAGCAGUCAGCCGAAGCAACCAACUGGAGACUGAGGUUGAGAAACUGAAGCAAAAUUUGGAAGACACAAAUAAAACUGUUGUCCAGCUACGGCAGGAAAAGGAUAUGAUUUCCUCGCAAGUAUCCAACCUCAAGCUGAAGUUGACUGCCUCAGAAUCCUCCCUCGAAAAAACCUCGCAUAAAUUAGAGGCAGCAGAGCAGCAGGUGGAGAGUCAGAAGCUGGCCUUGGAGCAGCUGCAGUCCGAGAAGGACAAGGCCAAAAAGGACGCCGAAAACAACAUUAGCAGACUGACCCAGGAAGUGAACGAACAGCAGGCACUGAACAAGACGCUGAAGACUGAGAGGGACGAAGCUCAGGCUACCAUCCAGACCACGAAGGAAGCCUGCGACAAUAAGCUGGCAGGUAUCAACGCUAUGGAGGCCGAGGUUGAAGAAAUGAAGAAGAAGGUUGCCGAAACAAAUGCAGCGAUGGAAGCAGUGAAAUCAGAAACGACUAACACUGUAGAGACUACUAAGGCAGAGGCGGCAGCAGAGAUCAAGAAAAUAAAGGAAGAAGCAGAAAAUAUGGUGCAGAAAGCCAAAACAGAAGCAGAAAAAGACAUAAACAAGGCAAAGGAAGAGGCAGGUGAAACUGUCAACAAGUGCAAACAAGAAACAGCUGACAGCAUUGCCCAGAAGGAGAAAGAAACUCAGAUGCAACUGGAUCAGAUGAAGGAGCAGGUCAGUGAAGCCGAGGCCAAGGUGAAAGCAGCUGAGGAAGCCAAGAAAGAAGCCCAGGAAAAGGAGGAAAAAGCACGGGGAGAGAAGUUGGCAGCCGAGUUGUCUGUUUGGGAGAUUGAGGGAACGAUAGAUUCCUUCAAGGAUGCAGCUGCGCAGGCACAGCAAAAGGCUGAUGUUCUUAAUGUUCAGAUGGAAAGUCUGCAGCAAGAGAAGGCCACUCUGGAGAAACACCAUGAUGAUUUGGUGAAGAGCAAGGACGACACAAUCCAGACUCUGACUUCCACAUUACAAGACAAAGAAAAGAUCAUUGAGGGUCUGGAGGGCAGUGUCAGGGACCUCAAAAAGUCCCUGGAGGAGGCAGCCACAGAGAGGGAGAAGAUCGCAUCGGAAGCAGAAGAGGCAAGCAGGGAACAGGCAGAGAAGUUGGGUCUGUUGACAAAGUCCCUUGAAGAAAUGCAAGAAGCCCUGGAGAAAGAACAGAAGGAAGUUCAGGAUCUCUCAUCUCGUCUCAAAACCGAGGAGGAAGAGAGAUCUGAAGUGCUGAAGAAACUUGAGGAGGCUGGAGUAGCAGCAGAGGAGCAGAAGGAAAAAAUUCUGGCCUUAGAAGAGAGACAGCAGGAACUAGAGGCUGAGCUUCAUGAUACAAAAGAACAGAAGGAUCAUCUGCAGUGCAAGUUAGAGGAUAUGGAGAAAGUUCAUGAGGAGAAGAUUUCAGAAUUCCAAACCACCAUUGAGGAAAAUAGACAGGCAUUAGAAGGAAAAGAUGAAGAAGUUUCAGGCCUGAAGGAUCAGCUGGAAAAGAUAGAAGAAGAAAAGAGUGAACUGGAGGAGGAGAGUGAGAAGUUCAGGAAGGAGAAGCAAGAAGAGAUGUUGCAUCUCCAGGAGGCCCUAACCCUGGCUGAGGAGCACAGCAGCACACUGAAGGGUCAUGUAGAGAUUCUUCAGUCCCAGGUCACCCAACUCAGUGUUAGCUUUGAGACCAAAGUGGAGAGUUUGGUUCAGGAGAAGAUGCAGCUGUCACAGCAACAGCAGGAGUUGAUGACCAGCCUUGAGGAGUUAACAAAGGAAAAGGAUAUUAAAGUAGAACAGAUUGAAAAGGCAGAAGAAGACAUUGAACAACUAAAGGAUGCUCUCCAGGGCAAGGUUGAAGAGCUUCAAAACAUCAGUAGCACUUUAGAGACCCAAACCCAAAACAUUAACAGGUUGGAAGAGGAGAUGCAGAAAACCACUGCUCAUGUGAAGGACUUGGAAGCAACAAAGGAGGCACUGGAGAACAAGUCAAAGGAGGCUGUGGACAGGUGUGAGGCCAUCAUUAAGACCCUGGAGAAGAAGGAAGAGGAAAUUGAACUGAAGCAGGCAGAGGCUCAGGCACUGCAAGAGCAGCUCCAGAGUGCCAGUGAGAGAGUAGAGGAGGCAAAUGCUCGUAUAGAAAAGCUGGAAGAGGAAGCAAUUAUAAGUUCUCAGAAGAUGAGUCAGUUAGAGAUGGACCUUGAAAAUAUUUCUGAUGAGGCAGAAUAUAAGGUUGAGGCUGUGCAGAGCCAGCUGUCACAGAUGAAGGAAGAAAGUGAGGCUACCUCAUCCCAACUUGCCACACUAAGCCAAGAACUUGAGCAGAAACUAAAUGAGAUGGAGUCCCUGAAGAGUAAUAUUGAAGUGAUCACAAAGGAGAAGGAAGCCACCCUCACCUCCCUCCAUGAGCAUCAAGGACUCUUAGAUGCUGAGAGGGCAAGAUAUAGUGAAAAGGUGCAAGAGAUUGAAAAAGUUGCAAAGAGCCUUCGCGAGGUUGAGGAGCAAGCAGCAGCGCUGAGAGAAGCUAAGGCAGCCUAUGAGAAGGAGGUGGAAUCCCAGCAGACCUCCAUGAAUUGCCUAAAGGAGGCCGUCUCCCAGUUGGAGGUCCAGAAGGAAGAAUGGAAGGCCGAACUGGAUACCCUUCAAACUUCCCUGUCCGCACUCAAGGAGGAGAAGGCAUUGCUGGCAGCAGAAAUUGAGCAGAUGAAUACUACCAAUAAAAGCUUAACGGACCAGUUGGAGAACUUGCAGCUGAGCCAAGAAAGUGUUGAAUCUGUCAAGCAGGAACUGAGCUCGUCUCUGGAGGCCAAGAGUCACGAAUGCAUGGAACUACAAGCAGCACAACAACAGCUGGAGGAAAAGUUGCAGAAGGAAGCCUCUGGUGCUGAAGCAGCCAUUGCCAACCUGAAUGAGGAAAUUGUAAGGCUGAAGAGUGAAAUACAAACCAAGGAAAGUGACAUGGAAGAAUUGGCUAAGAAACUGGAUGCAGCGCUAGAGGAACGCCAGACCCUCUCUUUGCAGAGCAAUGAACAGCGAGAGUUACUAGAGAAUGCAAUGAGGACUCUGGAAACCACCAAGAAGAAUUACAUUGAUAGAGUAAUGUAUGAAGAAAAGUGCAUUGAGAGCGAAGGGUGGAGGGAAAAAGUGCUGAAGCUUGAGCAGGAAUGCAUUAAGAACAACGUUGAUAUAAAUGAACUGGAAGAGCUGCUACUUGCUGAGAAGCAAGAAUCGGCUAGGCAGACCGCAAUCGCUAAGCAAGCAGAGACUCAUGUCAAGGAAAUUCGCAAAGCCCUUGACGCGCGGAUAGCAGUAUUGGAAGCACUACUUUCAUCUACUCAAGCAGACCUGGCGGGACAGUGCGACUCUCAAGCCACUCUGGCAAAGGAAGUCAAUUAUCUAGAAGAGAAUCUGAGACAGAUGACAAACAAGUGGGAAGUGGAGAGAAAGAGAGCAGAAGCCAUCCAAAGUGACUACGAGAAUUACAGGGAUGUGAUUGUCAUGAUGCAGCAGCAGCGAGAUGAUACAACCUCAGAUGAAAUGAUGAAGAAGGAGAACUCUGAUCUCAUCAGACGUCUGAACUCUGUGGAAGCCAGCAACCAGAAGCUUCACUCUCAGGUGCAGAAUCUUAGGAUGAAGGAGCAGCAGCUAAAAGCACAGCUGAAGGAUGCCAGUGAAGAGAAGGUAAAAACAAAUUAUUCUCAGGAGCAGCUCCAGACAACAGAAGAAGAGCUGAAGAAGGCUGAGCAGACUAUAUUGGAGCUCCAGCAGCAUCUCAACAUAACAACAGAAGAGUUGGAGGAGCUGAGAUGCAACAGAACGAGUGAUAACAACAGGGAGGCAGAGGAGAGGGAGAACGAAAUGGCUGUCCUCAAAGACCAGAUUGCUUGCUUGCAGACUAGCCUUGCAGCCAAGGAAGAAGAACUAUCGCACUUGAGCCAAGAGAUGGCUAAAUUGAAGAGUUUACAGAGAGACCUGCCAGUGACUAGUGAGUCGCCUAGGAAAGACAACUCCCUGGUGGAUAUUGCAGCUCUGCAGACGGAGUUGAACCUUGCCAGAGGACAACUCACAGUCUCUCAAGAUGAGCUGAAUGGCCUGAAGUGUGAAGUGCAAGAGUCACAAGACCAGCUCAAGCAGGCAAUGUUCGACCUCAGGAAGACUCAGGAGCAAAAUAAGCUGUACCAGGACAUGGCUCAGGAACUGGAAGACAAGGUGAAUCUGCUGGAAGCUGAAAUGAAGUCAGCUAGUGAAGGCAAAGAACGCAUGAAGGAAGAACUGGAGCAGCUGCGUAGUUCCUCAACAGUUGAGACAUUCGCAGACUCACAAGCAGAUACUAUUGCUUCUUUGAAUGAAGUGAUUGCCAGACUGCAAGAGGAGCAUAAUAACCUGAAGGAAAAAUAUAGCACCCUGCAAAAAGAACUUCAAGAGGUAGCAGACAAUAGGAACAGAUUACAGGAACUAGAAGACAGCCAUAAAAAGAGUGAAGAGCUUGCUUUCCUGAAUGAGGAGCUGAGCUCCAAGAACGAUGAGCUGACCACUAAGAACGACCUCCUCAUCAGCCGCAAUGAGGAACUGGCUGGCACCAUCGAGGACCUGAGUACCCAGAUCAAUGAGUUAGUCUGCCGCAAUGACGUUCUCACCUCAGACAACGAGACCCUGACCAAGAAGGAGGAAGAAAUGAUACUGCAGCUGGAUGACCUCAUGAUGGAGAAACAGGACCUGGAUACUCAGGGCUUGACCAUGUCACAGCGGCUGGAUGAGGCUGUCUCUGGCAACAAAGAGUUGAUUGCUCGUAACACUGAACUGGUGCUGCAGAACGAAUCACUGCUUUUGGAGAACCAGGAGCUCAAGGGGUCAAUACAGGAGAGGAACCAGAGUCAAGAGGAUGCAGAGGAACUGUUGAAGUUAAGAGAAAAAUAUGAAAACCUCCAGACUGAAAAUGAAAUGCUGGAAAAGAAAUAUGAUGAGCUUAAAAAGCUGCAUGAAGAUAGUACAAAAGAAAGAGAGGAAAUAGAAAAUGAUAAGAAGUCCUUGACAGACACAAUGAAGAAUUUGGAGGAUGUAGUAAAUCAGCACCAGACAGAAUGUCAGGAAUAUAUCAAGCAAAUUGAAAAAAUGGAAGAGGAAAAUAACAAGCUUUCUGAACAACUACAAGGUGCUUCAUCUGAGCGAGAUGAACUUGCCAGUAAAAUGCAGGAGCUGGUUGCAAAGCUGGAGACAACUGUGGCAGAAAAAGAAAAGUGCUUGAAGGAGUAUGAAGAACUGCAGUCAGAGAAGGAUUCAGUUGUUCUUGAAAAGGAACAAGUACUUUCUGAAAAGGAACAGCUUCAGUCCAAAUAUGAAGCUGUUAUGAAGGAAAAGGAUGACUUGGCAUCUGACAAGGACAAUCUACAUCAAGAAAAUGAAAAGCUGUCUCUAGAGAAGCAGCAGAUGUUAUCAGACCGAGCAUUGCUGGAAGAAAAAAGCAAGGAAACUGAGGAGGAAAGGGAAAGCCUGCAGAGUCAAAUUGACUCCUUUGUUUCGCAGAAGGAACAGGAACAGUCACAAGUCGAGAGUCUGAAGUUAGAGAAUGAAAAGAUCGUAAUUGAAAAGCAAAAGUUGGCUACCUUAGCUGAACAGAGCAGCAUGGACAUUGAAGAGCUAACUGUAGAGCUCAAGCAGGUGACAUCACUCAAGGAAACACUGCUGUUGGAGAAUGAGGAACUGAGGAACAAAAAUGAAGAACAACAGAAAGAAAAGGAGAAGCUGAGCACAGAUGUAGAAUUAUUAAGAUCAGAAAAAGAGGAAUGGGCAACAGGGAAGGAACAACUCGUGAAAGAGAAGGAGCAACUGAAGCAAGAUUAUGAAAAUCUUCAGUCACGUGAGGAAAACUUGUCAAAGGAGAAGACUGAUGUGAUGUCAGAACUAGAGGCUGCAAAAUCUCGCCUUGCUGAUGCGGAGGGAGAGAUUACUGCAUCCAAGCAAGAAAUUGCAUCCCAGAAGGAGACCAUUGCAACUUUGCAGAACAACCUGGCAGAACUGAAGCAACAGUUAGGAGAGGAAGCCUCACUUAACAAGGAGGUUGUCAGGCUGCAAGAUGAAGUGCAAACUGCAAAUGAGGAGCUUCAGGUUGCUAAGGACAACCUCACUAACAAGCUGUCAGAGACAACAAGCCUGAUGGUGGAUAAAGCAGCCCUACAGGUAGAGGUGUCACAGCUCAAGGAUAAAGCAGCAUCUGCUGAAAAGUUAGAGAAGUCUGUGACAUCAAAAGAAGCCAAGAUUGAAGAGUUGGGGGUUCUGGUCAAGGAAUCCCGCACAGACCUCGACUCACUCCGCGCCAAGUUCUCCCUCGUCCAGAACAUCGGCAGGAAGAAGGAGAGUGAACUGAAGGAGUGCAUGAAGCAUGUGGAACAGCUGGAAGAGGAAGUGGAACAGCUGAAGGAAAAGGUGAAAGAAACAGACACAGAUGCAACACAGUGCCGUAAAAACUUGGAGGAGACCAAGCAAGAGGUGGAACACUGGCAGAAACGUUUUAAUGAAAAGAAUGGGGAAGCAGAACAACAGGCAAGCCAGCAGAUUGAGGUGUUGAAAAAAAUGCACGACCUAGAAGAAGCUAACGACAACAUGAAAUCCAAGGUUAAGCUUCUGCAAGCACAGAUCAAAAAGUUGAAGGCAGAACAGAGCCAAGAUAAGGCCCAGGACCUCCAGAAGUCUGUUUUGAAGCCAGCCAAGUCAUCCCCUCAGCUGGCCAAUCCCAUGCAGGUCACCCAAAGGUCUGAGGCGCUGGAGAGUCCUGAAGUCAUAGGAAGCUCGCAGACCCAGGAACCGAGAUUGUCGGACAUGCCCCAAGUGAAAUCAAGAGCAGUAACACGCAUGGCAUCGACUAUGAAGAUACCUCCUGCUAACAAGAGCCAGCAGCCGUCUGGAGUGAGGACCCGCCGUUCACUCAUUCAGACUGUCGAUGAAAAUUCUCUUCCAGAGGUGCUUCAGUCUCAGGGGAGGAAGUCCUUGGUUGCAGAUGAUGAUGAAAUGAAGCGUGCCUUGAAGCGAGUUUGCGCAUCGACCUCCAUGAGCCAGGAGAAACGCAAGCGCAAAUCCACUGUUAUCCCAGAAUCUCCUGAGGCCGCUGUUGAAGGCCUUCCAUCAAAAGUAAAGCAAGGUCUGAAUGACCUUCCUUCCGGUGCAGAGAGCCCAGGGGUGAUGAGAAGAUCAACUACUCUGGUCAAGAAGUACGAUUCUAAUGACAAGUCACAGGUGGGUGGCCCCCUGAAAUCAUUGAGCACAAACAGCCCAAUCAGACCCAGUGAGAGACGCAUGACCCGUGCCAGCAUCGGCCUUCGAGGAAAGCCUCCUCAACCUGCCGCCAGAUCCGACGAAUGCAAGACACAGUAGCUUGUGUGUGUGUGUCAACAUAUUAUCUUGUAUUAGUUUUUGACAUGAUUGAGGUCACCUUUUUCUUUAUCUUUUGUUUUAAUUCCGAGACACGGUUAAAAAACUUUGAAUGCAAAGUUAGGUACAUUUAGUUGAAAGGCUAAAAAAGAAGCAGAAAAAAGAAAAAACACUUUUUACCGAGUUUUUAAUAUGGUCUUUAUUUUGAUAGGUUAGUUAGACAUUAGCUAAGAGGUAAUGAUAAGAAAUAAAUCCUAGGUCUCUCUAACAUUUUCCUGAAGAACUAGAGGAAAUAGGUUGGUCUUGUGAAUUUAGCAUGCAGAUCAAUUUCAAAUUAUUUAUUUUGCCCAUUAUCAUUCGAUGCAUUUCAUUUAGAUCUGUUUGACAUGUAGAAAAAAAAUGUAUAUUAUUUUACUCUUCAGGAUAAUGUUGAGGUUUUGCUGAUAGAUGUCGGAACACAUUGAUUGUACAUAUGUAGAUUGCCUAAUCCCUUAUAUAUAUAUUUUCUUGUGUGUUUCUGUCCUCGCAUUUUUUUAUUCAUCUUUUGCCCUCUUUUUAUUUUGCUUUGUUUUUUUUUUAUUUGUUUUAUUUUAUUCUUUUCUGUUCUCUUCUUCAAUCCAUGACUAAUGUCUAGAUAAAACGUACAUACAUUUAAUUUUUUCAUAUUUUUAUACACUUGUGGAUAUAAAUUAUCUUCAUAUUUCUAUAAAACUUUUGUACAUUUUUAUAUUUCAUUAAAAAUAUGAAAAUCUCUUUAA